Messenger RNA from Blastomyces dermatitidis ER-3, 847 nucleotides. RefSeq lists its product as uncharacterized. The record is from RefSeq and is a predicted model, not a curated record. The transcript is spliced from 2 exons. Lineage: Eukaryota; Fungi; Ascomycota; Eurotiomycetes; Onygenales; Ajellomycetaceae. The coding region runs from base 146 to 847 and encodes 233 amino acids.
AUUAAAGACCUAAUUAAAUUCUGAAACGCUGCAUUAGUGGUUCUGCAGCCGCUCACCACAGAUUGAAAAGAAUUGUUGAUUUCAAAAUCAACCAACCUGCUACAGACUUUCACAACAAGUCUGCAAGCAACCCCUGCGUUCCCACAUGGAUAGAAGAUAUCCAACACGGUCAACGCGUACACACAAUACCCCUGAACAAGAGCCGCUUGAGCCGCAAUCACCACCUCAAACAGCUCAGAAAGUUCGAACCGAAAUGAAUACAGGACAUGGCACAAGUUCAAGGGGGGGAGAAGAUCUCCCCUCAACAGGACACUCUACGCCCACCCAAGAUAGCCCCGCCGAUGAGGUCGCCGAAAUGUUGGCUUGCUUCACUCAUCUACAAGAGGCAGGGUUCCCAGAAGCGGAUGCAGCAAAAAUCGCCCGCGAACAAUGGUUACAGAAGCAGGGAAUAAAUCCCAACCCCACCACGGCCGCGAACCCAGUCACCGGGACAGGUAAGUUCCGCGAAUUCAAGGACGAUUACAGCCAUGUUGAAAUGAAGAUUACCACAAAGCUCUCAGGGCCGAAAGACUACGACAUCUGGCGCCGUGAAAUCGAAUCAAAAGCGGUUUUGAUUGAUGCGUCCCACAUCCUUAUAUCUUCCAUCUCAUUGAGACUUGUAAAUCUAUAUACAGUCUUUACGCAGCAUUUCCAAUUUCUGAACGUCUCAUACGUCUGCCACCAUCUAACAAAACCUCUCGGAAACAUAUAUCUAUCUCAAAAGGAGUUUGAGAUACUCUACGUUAUGUCUCCAGGCACGGCAGAAAUCUCACCCCGCAACUUGUUUUUCACCGCAUAUGUAGGCUAA